Molecule: messenger RNA, 4167 nt
Organism: Pseudomyrmex gracilis
Lineage: Eukaryota; Metazoa; Arthropoda; Insecta; Hymenoptera; Formicidae
Gene: Glg1
Product: Golgi apparatus protein 1
Exons: 15
Coding region: 470-3835 (1121 amino acids)
Cellular component (GO): Golgi membrane
Molecular function (GO): fibroblast growth factor binding
Source: RefSeq, a predicted model, not a curated record
AUUCAAGUUGGAUUGCAUCAGCCGUAUCGGUUGGAUGUGCGUAGUUACGCUGUGAAUAUUUUUGGACAAUUGUCGGUGUUUUACACCAGUUUCUUUAUUAUCUUUAAUUUAAACAAAUAUACAACUUCGUGGCUUGGCGUCAGAAACCCAAUUCACGGUUUUAAACCUGUUAUCAAAAAGACAGAAUGGCGUAUGGACUAGCUUUAUAGGUCCACUGAGCCAAAAGAGCACCAAACCUUGCACUGAGCUGUAUAUUGUACCAGUCAUUUUAUAUGCUCACCAAUGCUUAUACAUUGCUGACAAUUUCUGAUACAAAAGCACGCUACGUACUUGUGCGUUUGUGACGUACACAUCAUACAGUAAAUGAUCAACAAGCACAAAAAAAUUGAAGUGAUUUGUGACGCAAACGAACUUACAAGUUUAACGUUAUUGUAAUGAAUUUACUAAAAAAAAGUAAAUUUUGGUAAGAAUGGAACAUACAAGGCAAUUGUCUGUGCUGUUUGUUCUACUGCUAUUGCACUGCACAUCAUCUACUUAUUUCGAAGAUCCAUUUACUCGGCAACUUGAUGAGCCUGCCAGAAUCAGCUGGCUUUUUUCCAAUACCUCAGCUAGAGCUAAAAGAGAUCUAGGAAUUGACUUUGACGAUGAUAAUUCUCCAAGAAUUAUAAAUGGCAAGUGUCGUGAUAAGUUGAAUCGUCUCUGCGGUGAUAUAGAUAGGAAUAAUGACGAACUGAUGUUGUUAGAAUGCAUUCAAACUUUCAAGCCUACUGAGAUAUCUGGUAUCGAUCAAAAGUGUCAGGAAGCAAUUUGGAUUUAUAUUCAAAAUAUUACAGACAAUCAAAACAUAGAAAGGCUUGCCAGAAAGGCAUGUGGCAAGCAACUUGAUAGCCUGCAAUGUUCCAGCUCUGAUAAAGCUCAUGGAGCAUAUCUGUCAUGUCUGAUUGAUAAAAGAGAAAUGGUCAGAGAUCCUGAUUGUAUUACUUAUAUUCAAAGACUAGAAUGGAUUGCUUUCAGUGAUUUCAGAAUUCUAACUCCUUUUAAAACAGACUGUGCAAGUGACAUUAAGAAAUUUAAAUGUGACAGUCUGCAACCAUACAGGGAUAUAUCACAAGGUCAGAUACUAGCUUGUUUACAGGAGCAUGUUGAUCAACUACAGCAUGAGUGCAGGAGACAUAUUUUAUAUGUGUCAGAGAUCCAGGCUGAAAAUAUCAGGCUAGACCGUCAACUAUAUAUGGCAUGUGCUCAUGAUCAUAUUAAGUUUUGUCCUAACAUUCGACCUGGGAGUGGUCAAGUCUAUAAGUGUUUGAUGCAACAUAAAACUGAUAGAUCGAUGACUGCGCAAUGUCAGGAGCAAUUGACAAGGAGAGAGAAGCUCAUUGCUUCUGACUACAAGAUCAGUAAAGGUCUAGUCAAAGCGUGUAAAGAAGAUAUCAGAAAUAAUCACUGCCGGCGAUCAGUGUCCGAAGAUAAAGAGAUUAAAUUGGCGCAAAUUUUAUUAUGUCUAGAAUCUGCUGUAAAAAAUGGCAGCAAGAUUGAUGGAAAUUGUCAAGCAGAAAUGUUUGAUCACAGAAAACUUCUGAUGGAAGAUUACCGAUUAUCACCAGAGAUUGUAGAUGGUUGUGCCAACGAUAUCACGACUUUCUGUAACAGUCUCGAGGUCGGCGGUGUUACGAUACAUUGCCUGAUGGAACAUACAAGGACGAGAAAAAAGAAAUCGCGAGUUUCGCCAAGAUGUCAAAGAGCGUUGGAGGAGUUGAUUAUGGAGGCUGAUGCUGGUGAAGAUUGGAGAAUCGAUCCAGUUUUAAGAGAACAAUGUCAACCAGUGGUUAGCUCAGCUUGUAGAGAUAUACACGGUGGAGACGCCAGAGUAAUAUCUUGCCUAAUGGAACAAUUAGGAACGGAAAGAAUGACUGAAGCCUGCGAAACUGCUCUAGUGCAGAUACAGUACUUUAUUGCUAGAGAUUUCAAACUUGAUCCGCAAUUAUAUAGAGCCUGUAAAUUCGAUGCCGCACAUUUUUGUCAUGCAAGAAACGCGUGGGCUAGCGAUGGCAAACAGAUGGAUCCUGAAACAGGACCUCUCGUACUGCCAUGCUUAUAUCGGCACGCAUAUCAAAAAAAUAUAACACUCAAACCAGAUUGUUUAGAUGAGAUUAGAAGAGUCAUGAGACAACGUGCUGUAAACGUUGAUUUACAACCAGAGAUAGAAGAAGUGUGCUUUAACGAAUUAGCGUCACUUUGUUAUGAUAAAACCGCGAAAGGAGAAGAGAUUCUCUGUUUGCAGGAUAAUUUAGACAAUUUAAACAAAAAGUGCAAGCUUGCGGUCGGAAAUUUCACCGAGGAACAAGCGGAGCGCGUUGAACUGAAUCCUAUUAUUUCUUCUGCGUGUCAACAUAUUAUGGAACGUCAUUGCGAGGAAGUAUUGAAAUAUGGAAAAGACGAGGGAGACAUGAUGGAAUGUCUUAUUGAGCACAAGAACGAGCUGGAUUCGCGUACCGACUACAAAUGCAAAGCGGCUGUGGAGCAUUUUCAACUGAUUUCUUUAAAAAAUUACCAUUUUACAUACAAAUUCAAAGAAGCGUGCAGACCUUAUGUGAAGAGAUGGUGUCCGAAAUCAAAGACAAAAGCCGAUGUGAUAGAAUGUUUAAGUUCGAUCGUGCAGGAGGAUAUAAUAAAGGAAUCUCAGCAUCGCGUAUUGAAGGAUUGCAGGCAACAGUUACGGGCGCAACUUUAUCAACAGCGAGAGAAUAUUCAUUUUGAUCCCAUCUUACAAGCGGCUUGUACAAUGGACAUCAAACGAUUUUGUUUUCACAUAGAACCAGGCAAUUCACAGGUUUUAGAGUGUCUAGCAUUGCACAAGUCUAAGUUAUCGGACAUGUGUCACAAGCAACUUUUCAAGGUGAGGAAACAAGAAUUUCAGGAUAGUUCUAGCGAUUUUCCUUUGUUGACCAUCUGUCGUGGUAUGAUCAGACAAUAUUGCCACGAUGUGAGCAAGUCACAAACUUUGGACUGCCUUAAAAGAUACAAAGACGAACUCACUUUCGACGAUAAAUGCAAGAGCAUCGUAAUACGAAGAAUGAUUGAGCAGAAUACGGAUUAUAGAUUCAACACUGCGUUGCAAAAUGCAUGUGGUUACGAUAUUGAAAAACAUUGCAAAUGGGUUUUAAUACGUGAGCGUACUGACAAGGAACUCGAAGGAAAGGUCAUACGUUGUUUAAAAAACAGAUUUCGGGAAUCAAAGCUGACAACAAAGUGCGAACAUCAAAUGGCUAAUAUUCUCAGAGAAGCUGCACUAAAUUAUCACUUAAAUCCAUUAUUAGCGACAAUGUGCGCACACGAGAUCGAAACUAUAUGCCGAUCAGACGAAAAUGAACCGGGCGCUGUUGAAGAGUGUCUCAAGAGGAAAUUCAAUUCUGGAAGUCAAGACAUGACGGAUGAUUGUCGUUUAGAAGUUGCCGAUCUGAUAGAACAAACAAAAGCUGACAUUAACGCGGACCCUUUGUUGCAGAAAGCUUGCGCAGUAGACGUUAGCAAAUAUUGCAGUACCGUACCUCAAGGCGCGGGAAGACAUAUUAUGUGUUUGCAAAAUGCCUUGGAAGACAACAAUAAAUCCUUACAACCUGAUUGUUACAAAAUGUUAAUUACAAGGAUAGAAAUGUUCAAAAACGCUGCCAAGCUGAUGUCAUUAAAUACGUUUGAAGAAUUGUAUUCAACAGUGAAUCGUUCCCCAGCGCGGCGUUACUUUAUGAUUGUUGGAUGCACUAUAAUCGGGGUCAUUUUCACCGUUGGAUUGUUCUGCGGCCGAGUGACUCGACGGACGCACAAGAAGAAUAAGUAACGACGUGAUGUCCGUCCACUAGUGAAAUGACUUUCGUGAAAUCGAGGAACUAUAUAAAAACACGUAACACAUGCAUGAACUGGUCAGCUAUAAAAAGAAAUGCAAGUUUACGACAAAUAAGAGGAGAUAUUGAUCUUUUUAUAUAUCUUUGUUUACGAAGUUUUUCAAGUGCGGCUCUUUGUAUUUGUGAUUAAAAACAAUACGUGAUGUGCAAUGUGGUUAAAUAAUAUACAUGCAAUAUUACGCAGAAUAUAUGUCAGAAAUGACGCAGAAUAUCUAAAGAUAAAGAACGCAAGAUCGUAAGAGAUUAAAUAUGAGAAUGUGUAUAAGUA